Molecule: messenger RNA, 2987 nt
Organism: Silurus meridionalis
Lineage: Eukaryota; Metazoa; Chordata; Actinopteri; Siluriformes; Siluridae
Gene: usp2a
Product: ubiquitin specific peptidase 2a
Exons: 14
Coding region: 294-1988 (564 amino acids)
Biological process (GO): protein deubiquitination
Cellular component (GO): cytoplasm
Molecular function (GO): cysteine-type deubiquitinase activity
Source: RefSeq, a predicted model, not a curated record
CUAUAUUUACCAUCAGGGUAACAUGAUCUCUGGCAUUCUGGAUCAGUGUGCUCAUGCAAUCCUUCUGGUCUACUCACUCAGGGGCAACAGCCUCCAAUGCUGCACACCACCUAACUCCAAAAUGCGCCAUCGGUGAGCCUCAAAGCCGAUCUAUAAAGCUUGAGAAUUGAAAGUUAGACGGUAUAUAUGAAGAGCUGCACCGCCUGUUUUUCCACUGACUGGAACUGAGACAGGCCCAACGUACAGCAGUCAAUGCGGCCUGUUACUGUGUCUUCUCCGUCCGAGCUCUCAGCAUGUCUCGUGUCUCCUCCACGGCCAAGCGUUAUGCUGGCUCCUCCUAUACCAGCCACUAUAGCUCGUACAGCUCUUCCCUGACGCCCUCACUCGCGACCUACGAUCGCGACAAACUCUCUUACAAAUCCCCUUCGAUGGCAUACUCCACCUCUAGCUACCUAAGCUCGAGCAACAGUCGUACACGGAAUUACAGCUCCUCUGAGCCUGAGCGCGGCCGUCCUAUCCCUCGCACUGACCUUCUGAGUGGCCGGCGCAGCGAGAGCCUGAGUCGCACGCCCUUAAAGAGCUACAGUUCAGGACUGAAUGGCGGUUCAGCCUACUCCUCAUACGGCUACUCGCCGGCACAGACCAGCUACCUCUCCACCUCUCCCAUCUCCUCCAGUGUCUCUCUAAAUCGAAGAAAAUCUGUUAGUCAGAGCGACCUAACACGGGAGUUGUCCUCGCUAGCCCUCAAUGACACUUCCAGCAGCAGCAGUCUGAAACAGGCUUACAGGAGCCAGAUGAAUGAUGCUACCGAGUCCUACAGCAGCAGCAGCUUGCGCUCAGGCUUCGGGAUGUCGCGCAGCUCCACACAAGACGCCCUGAGCAGCAGCAGCAGCAGACGUUUCUCCAACUCCAUCGGACUCUCCAGUUCGCCGCUCAGGGAGGAGCCAGUGAGACCAAGCUCCAAGGCUGCCAAAGGUCUGGUGGGAUUGAAGAAUCUGGGCAAUACAUGCUUUAUGAACUCCAUCCUUCAGUGUCUUAGCAACACACACAGUUUGCGAGACUACUGUCUGCACAACUCCCACCGCCGCGACCUCAACAACAACAACCGCACAAACACGGCGCUGAUGGAGGAAUUUGCCAAGCUUAUUCAGACAAUGUGGACAUCGUCGACCAGCGACGCCGUCAGCCCUUCCGAGUUUAAAACGCAGAUCCAGAGAUAUGCGCCCAGAUUUGUCGGUUACAACCAACAAGAUGCUCAGGAGUUUCUGCGCUUCCUGCUCGAUGGGCUGCACAAUGAGGUGAACAGGGUUACAGUACGGCCACGUGCCACUACAGAAGACUUCGACCAUUUACCUGAUGAUGAGAAAGGGAAAAAAAUGUGGAGCAAGUACCUGGAGCGAGAGGACAGUAAAAUUGUAGAUUUAUUCGUAGGGCAGUUGAAGAGCUCUUUGACCUGCACAGAGUGUGGCUACUGUUCCACUGUGUUUGAUCCCUUCUGGGAUCUUUCCUUACCAAUCGGCAAGAAGGGCUAUGGAGAGGUCAGUCUGAUGGACUGCAUGCGACUCUUCACUAAAGAAGAUGUGCUGGAUGGAGAUGAGAAACCGACAUGUUACAGAUGUAAAGCCAGAAGAAAAUGUACAAAGAAGUUCACAGUUCAGAAGUUCCCUAAAAUCUUAGUGCUACAUCUGAAGCGUUUCUCAGAAGCUCGAGUCAGAUCCAGCAAACUGUCUACUUUUGUCAACUUCCCCAUGAAGGACCUGGACCUCAGGGAGUUUGCCUCUGACAGAAGCAGUAGUGCAGUGUAUAACCUGUAUGCAGUGUCCAAUCACUCAGGCACCACCAUGGGGGGUCAUUACACAGCGUACUGCUGCAAUCCUGACUCAGGAGAAUGGUACACAUUCAAUGACUCCAGAGUAACGCCAAUGUCCUCCAGUCAGGUGCGCAGCAGUGACGCGUACCUUCUAUUCUACGAGCGAUCUGGCCUGUGAGGCCGCACAGGAGACAGAAGGAGUGAGGCCACGACCCCUCGGGGUCAUCACUCUCACGCGGGACUCCUCACUGAUAGAAGACAGCUAUCGCCUUCUGUUGGACACCUGACAGAAAUGAACGUAACGUCCUUACUGGCGCUGUGCUGCUGUGUCCGGUUUAUUGUCACUGGGGAGCUCUGGAGUGUCCUGAUGCCUCCAUGUAUGUGUGUGAGAGUGUGUUUGAGUAUGUGUGUGUCUGAGGGCAGCUCCUUGGGAGACACCAUAGGGUAAUAAAACCUCAUGACUCUGUCUCACAAGUCUCUCGCUAUGCACUGCAACAGAACUCUGGUCCCGACUGCGCCUUGUUCAAGUUUGCCUCAGUACACGGACUGGUUUAACAUAAAAGUGUUUUCACGUCAGUUGUAUCAGUUCUAUUUUGUAUUCUCUACACACUGUGUAAGGGAGACAAGAUUUACAACCUCGAACCUGCAACUCACGUUUAUUCGAGCCUGUCAGGUUUGUCAAACAAUCUCUGCUUUUUAUUUCCGUGACUUCUGAUUUGUUUCACCUGUCAUUUAUUCCCCAGUCGCUUUCCACUCCAUUUUCUCCCUCCUCUUUCUCUCCUGAGGGCCGAACAUCUGCGAGAAAAGUUUGCAGAGAGUUUGUUUUUUUAUUCAGUGUGGCUGCUACUGAUUUGAUUCUCAAACGCUAUGAAUGAGGACAGCCGAGCUGGGCUGAUUACAGUACACUUGCAAGUUCUGAUCAUGCAGAUUGGUUUAUUCUUAUGAUUUAAUGCCGUUGAACAACAUUGAAAGAAGGUUUUGGGUGAAAAAAAAAAACACUAUCUGUAUAUUUUUAUAUAUGAUGCAAUAUAGAGAAUGUACUAUACUGUGGUGCUGAAAAUGACCUGUUACUGUUUCAGUUCAUUGAACAGGAGAAAGAGAAUGGAUACUAUUUAUGCUCACAGAUCACUUUUUAACAGUGACAAAAGUAUAUAUGAAAUAAAUUUUAGAAAAAGAA